Molecule: messenger RNA, 459 nt
Organism: Aphanomyces invadans
Lineage: Eukaryota; Oomycota; Saprolegniomycetes; Saprolegniales; Verrucalvaceae
Exons: 2
Coding region: 1-459 (152 amino acids)
Source: RefSeq, a predicted model, not a curated record
AUGCCGCGGCUUGCUGCCUGUCAAAACGCAGUGGAAGCUGAGUUGCGACAACGUUGGUGCGUCGAGUUCGCCAUCGAGGAAGCAAAUGCGAUUGCAUUGAAACGACGUGUGGCCGAAUUGGAAGGACUUGUCCAUGCGUCUGAUGCUUUGGUCACCAAGGCUAUUGCAGCCAAAGCUGAAGUUGAAUCCAAGCUAAUUCAGCAAUGCGUGGCGCUGUUGAACACGAAGAAGGUCGAGAUCCAACGACUUCAAACAUUCUCCAAGAGCCCCAGUCAUCGACAACACAUCGCAUCUCCACCUGCCUCCGACGAAGAGUCGACAGAAUUGUCAGGAAACGAUGGAGACGACGUGGCAGAAGUCGCCAGCCAAGCCUAUAGCCAAGUUCCAGUGCCGCAAACUCAUUUGAGUGCCAAACAAGUGCUAAACAGCAGCGACGACGACUUCUUAGACAUGCUCUAG